GUCAGUCUGGUCGGAUCCACGGGGUACCUUGUUCUCUCGUUGUCAGUCGCGCUCUCUGCUGAAUUUCCCAACCAGCCACUAGAAAACCACCCCUCAGAAACGGACGGCGCUCUCGAACGCACUUCCGCUUAGUUUGGACCUUAGUGUGACUUUUCAUAUAAGAUCCGGUGCUAUCCGUGCUGUUCUAGACAGUUGAAAUCCAGCGGUGAAGCAAGCUACAAGUUCGUGAUUUGUCAAUUACCUCGUGUGUGUACGUGUGUGCGGCGCAAUCCAACGUUGUCCAGUGUGCGCAGUGUUUCCGUUUGGUGGACACAUCCAAGCGGUUAUUCGACUGUGAAAUUUGAAGUUGAUUUGAGAUUGAUUGGACCGCAGGUUUUAUUCAAUCCGAUAGGCGUAAUCGGUCAAAGACCCAGCAUAUUUGCGAAUACACGAGGAAGAAAAACUCAACUUGAGGAACGACACUGUCGACGGUUCGGAUCCUGCACCCUCCGGACACAGUUUUUUCUGUGUAACUUUUUGUUCUUCUUUCCAAGUGCAAGCACUUUGCAAGAAAAGUGCUGAAGUUGUGCCGUGAAAUGAGAAAUAUAUGAGAAAAAAUUGCUUCAAUCACAAAAAAAUCCGUACACCCGGUGAAAAAAGAAAAGUGAACAGUUAAGUGCAAAGACCACCGAACAAGAACAGCACAGUCAGUCAGUGGGUCGAAUAAGCAAUAAAAACGCGUACCCAACCACGUCAGUCGCCUGCCUGACAGUCGGUGUUCACAGAAGUCGCUCCGUAAGCCCGAUAUAUUUCAUCAGUUUUGUAUCACACGUGCUUGACCCGCAAAAAAAGUGUGAUCUUCGUACGUCGACUGCGGUGCAGCGCUGUCUCGUGGAAAUUGUAGGAUUGUAUUUGGUUAAAGAAAAUAAAAAAUUAAAAAAAAAAACAAAGUGCAACGAAAAGACCCGCAAUCGCAAUGACCGUUGCAACGUUUCAAGAUGUGCUGAACCAGUCCGCACCGUUGGAUGCGGUCGAACUACAGUCCAGCCAGGGUGGCGGCGGCGGUGGCGGAGGCGGUGGCAGUGCCUCGAUAACCGUACCGACCCUGGAGGCAACCGCCAGUCCGGCGCAGGUCGAACGAACGCUGACAGAGAUCCAGCAGUUCUACGACCGGUGCAACGUUUUCAUCACUGGCGGAACUGGAUUUCUGGGAAAAACACUCAUUUACAAACUGCUGACCAGCUGCCCGGGAGUUGAAAACAUCUUCCUGCUGAUCCGAAGUAAACGAGGAAAGGAUAUUUUUUCCCGUGCAGAAGAAAUUUUCGAAGAUGCCAUGUUUGACAAAAUGAAACUAGCCUGCCCCAAAUACGACCACAAAAUCAGACCCAUCGCCGGGGAUUGUAUGCUGCCCAACCUGGGGAUCAGCUCGUCAGACCGAGAACUUCUGCUCGAAAAUGUAAAUAUCGUGUUCCAUCUGGCCGCCACGGUGCGAUUCGACGAGAAGAUGAAAACCGCCAUGCAGAUCAACGUGAAAGCCUGCCGGGACAUCCUGGAUCUGUGCUACGAGAUGAAACAUCUCAAAUCGAUCAUCUACGUGUCCACCGCCUACACGCAGUGCCCCCAGAAGGAGGUAGAUGAACGGUUCUACGAUCCGCCGAUCGAUUCCAAGAAAAUGAUCAGCCUCACCGACUGUGUUAGCGAUACAAUGAUGGAAAACAUCACGCCAAUCUUGCUGGACAAGUGGCCGAAUACCUACACAUUUACGAAGGCAAUCGCCGAGGACGUGGUGCGACAGAACAGCAGGGGUAUGCCGAUCGGCAUGUUUCGACCGGGUAUCGUCAUCGCCACAUACCAGGAACCGGUGCCGGGAUGGAUCGAUAAUUUUUACGGUCCAACAGGAGUGAUUGCUGGUGCUGGAACGGGUGUGCUUAGAACACUACGAGCGGAUCCAUCCAAAGUGGCCAACAUGGUGCCGGUGGAUCUAUGUGUCAAUGGAAUUAUCUCCGCCGCCUGGGACAUUGCCGAACGAUUCCAAAAAGAAAUCAUGCCCGACCCGGAAAUUCCAGUAUACAAUUUCUGCACGGAAAAGUGCAACUGCAUCACUUGGAAUGACUUUACCUAUACCACCAUCAAGUUCGGUUCGAUGUACCCCACGAUGAAAUCGAUCUGGUACCUGUGCUACUAUAACAAUCCUAAUAGAUUCAUGCACUUCCUGGCAGUGUUGUUCCUGCACUACGCGCCAGCGAUAUUUUUCGACGUGAUCGCACUUUUCAUCGGACGGAAGCCACGGCUGAUGCGCACUUACAAGAAAAUCCACCGCUUCAUGGAUGUGAUCGAGUACUUUUCCAUGCGCCAGUGGGAAUUCAAAAUGGAGAACAAAAAUGCACUGUGGCAAAAAUUGUCUCUGGCUGAUCAGAAGGAAUUCUUUUUCGACAUGCGUCAAAUAAACUGGGACUUCUUCCUGGAGCAGUACUUCUGCGGCAUUCGACAGUACCUGAUGAAAGAUCCGCUCGAUACCGUUCCGGAGGCUCUCGUCCGGUGGAAUCGUCUAUACUGGCUGCACCAAGCCGUCAAGGUGAUUGUGCUUCUAGUGGUGUAUAAGUUGGUAGCAACGGUUUGGGGCUUUAUUUUUAGCUAAAUAAGGAAUUCAUCGACGAUCCUGGCAACUUCGAAGGAUCGUGCGUCAUGCAUUUCAUUGAAAACUUUCCAACACACCAUCACACGGACAAAUCAAAGCCAUCACACCACCUUCACCGAGAUAAAUAAUCAAAGAUCCAUUCGAUAGCUUUAGUACCUUUCAUUCGUUCUAAGUUAUAGCAAGGUUUUGCGUGCCGGUGCAUGCUAUGAGAGAGCCCACAUUCAUCAUUCGGGAGCAAUAUCGUUCUAAGAAUUUUAUACAUUAAAACCAAUUUGGUGUGAAGCUGUUUUUUGUUAUUGUUUCAUAGCAGGUUUUUCGUUUCCAAAUUGAGAUAGUAAUAUAUGUAUGUUCAUAUCAUUCCAUAACGUUACAGUAAGCACAAGGCAUAUUGUAAUUUGGAAACCGAAAGCAUCUACACAAGUUAACAUUUAUUACCAUGUUUCGAUUCCUUAAUCUAAAUAAAUAUGUGUCUCAAAAUCGAACAAAUGUGAAAUACAACGGUACGGUGAAGAAUUUCAUUGUGUUAGCUUAUAGCAAAAAAAGGAUCGUUUCAGAUUUUGAACGAUUGAUUUUUGUAAUGUGUAAAAUAAAAAAAAGAUUAAUAAAGAUUAUUUACAUA
This is a messenger RNA of Malaya genurostris, 3236 nucleotides long. RefSeq names its product fatty acyl-CoA reductase wat-like. The record is from RefSeq and is a predicted model, not a curated record. Bases 956 to 2617 code for a protein of 553 amino acids. The transcript is spliced from 10 exons. Lineage: Eukaryota; Metazoa; Arthropoda; Insecta; Diptera; Culicidae. Gene Ontology annotation, cellular component: peroxisome. Gene Ontology annotation, molecular function: alcohol-forming very long-chain fatty acyl-CoA reductase (NADP+) activity. Gene Ontology annotation, biological process: long-chain fatty-acyl-CoA metabolic process.